Molecule: messenger RNA, 1889 nt
Organism: Suricata suricatta (meerkat)
Lineage: Eukaryota; Metazoa; Chordata; Mammalia; Carnivora; Herpestidae
Gene: OMP
Product: olfactory marker protein
Exons: 1
Coding region: 1-492 (163 amino acids)
Biological process (GO): sensory perception of smell; signal transduction
Cellular component (GO): axon; cytosol; neuronal cell body
Source: RefSeq, a predicted model, not a curated record
AUGGCAGAGGACGUGCCCAAGCCGCCGCAGCUCAGCAUGCCCCUGGUCCUGGACCACGACCUGACCAAGCAGAUGCGGCUGCGCGUGGAGAGCCUGAAGCAGCGUGGGGAGAAGCGCCAGGACGGGGAGAAGCUGCUGCGGCCGGCUGAGUCCGUGUACCGCCUUGACUUCAUCCAGCAGCAGAGGCUGCAGUUUGAGCGCUGGGACGUCGUGCUGGACAAGCCGGGCAAGGUCACCAUCACGGGCACCUCCCAGAACUGGACACCCGACCUCACCAACCUCAUGACCCGCCAGCUGCUGGACCCUGCUGCCAUCUUCUGGCGCAAGGAGGACUCGGAUGCCAUGGAUUGGAACGAGGCUGACGCCCUGGAGUUCGGGGAGCGCCUGUCGGACCUGGCCAAGAUCCGCAAGGUCAUGUACUUCCUCAUCACCUUCGGCGAGGGCCUGGAGCCCGCCAACCUCAAGGCCUCCGUGGUCUUUAACCAGCUCUGAGGGCAGCUGCUUGCUGCUGCCCCCUCCCCGAGCCCGCCUGCCCUGCCCCCUGCCCGUGGCCCCUGCCCCCAGGCGGGUGCUCGAGGCCAUUCUUCUAGCCGCUGGCUUGUACUCAGCUCGCAUGGGACCCCCUGAGCCUGUGUCCUUCCUUCUCUCCUCUCCCUGGUGCUGGCGCUCCUGCUCACGGGAGGACGAUGCGAAGUACUUGUAGUCUAGAAGCUGAACCAGAGGCUGCUUCUGCUAAAGACCACGAAGCCUGGGGAGAUGGAGGAGCUUAAGCGCCCUUGUUUUCUCUCUGCUUCACUGUCCGGAGAGAGACUCAAAGAGACUGAGAGAGACAGACAGAGGCACAGAGACAAGAGAGAUCCAAGGCCCCUGCUGUUGGGCUUCCUCCGGAGAUAGGAGAUGGGGAGACCGAUGACAGAGCCUUGGGGAAUCCCUCCCAAUCACAGGGCAUUUUGCAGGAGUCGGAGGUGAACACUCAGCCCUGAGGACCCAGGAAGGCGCUCCUCCAUACCUGGACCUGGCAUGGUCCCAUGAUGCCCCAGGGGCCUCAGGACGUCAGGCAGGGUUACCGCAGGGGUUGGUGGGCAGUGGGGAGUGACUGGCAGGCUGGGGACUGUGCUUGCCAACUCUUGCUCUUCAGAGAAUGACUUGGGGAGGGAGAAGUGACAGGGAGAGGACAGAUAACAUGUUAUAGAGGGAUGUCUCUAUCUGUCCAUGUGCGUACAUAUUGAGAGAGAGCACGCUCUAUUCAUAUGGCUAUAUUCUAGAGUCUGUACCUGCCACCUGAGCAAGUCUGAUUUUAGAUGAUCUGUUACGUAGUUGCCCAGCUAGUUUGUGGGUGGCCCUUAGCAGGGACUUGGUAAAGAGGGGAGGGGAGCCCCCUGAGCUAAGAGCCUUUGAGGUGCCUCCAGUGAAGUGGGGAACAGUUUAGUGAAGGGGUCUCCCUCUGCCUGGGGAAGCUGGAUUGGUAGGAGCCCUGGAACAGGAGACUGUAGAUUCUUUGCUGGGACGUCAGCUUUUUCCCAGCAUUCCAGGCAGGGAAGGCCCAGGCCGAGGAGCCUCCUUUGAGGGAGUGGCCUGGCCUGCUGGCAUCUCAGGAAGUGACCCCAACACCCUGUCUCCGGGCCAGCCCUGGUUUUUUCUUGCCAGAAACAGGCCUGUGACAUUUUCCUCAUGAAGCAGAGCCAUCAAGGGCUGUAAGGCCCAGCAAACAGCCGCCCUGAGAGACAGAGGGUGAGAGCCGUCCCCCUGGAUGGGGCUGCGGGGAGGGCGAGCCCUCACUCUGGAAAUGUGCAAAGAGGAGCAGGGUGUUGGAGUCAGGAUUCUUUUUUAUAAGUUUUGUUUAUUUAUUUUAAGAGAGAAAGAGUGCACCAGUGGAGUAGGGGCAGAGA